This is a messenger RNA of Aspergillus melleus, 618 nucleotides long. RefSeq lists its product as uncharacterized. NCBI's taxonomy places the organism in Eukaryota, Fungi, Ascomycota, Eurotiomycetes, Eurotiales, Aspergillaceae. The transcript has a single exon. Gene Ontology annotation, biological process: endosomal transport. Gene Ontology annotation, cellular component: BLOC-1 complex. Bases 1 to 618 code for a protein of 205 amino acids. The record is from RefSeq and is a predicted model, not a curated record.
AUGUCCUCCAUCCCAUCAACUCCACCACCCAACACCAACAAUCCACCCACCUCCCCCUCCACUUCCAUCAACCAACAACUCCAACAACAACACUCCUCCACUCCAGAACCCCCUCCCAACACCACCAACCCAACCCCCGAAACCAACAUCCAAAGCGAAAAAGAGUCCCACGAAGCCAAAACCGCCUUCCUGGCCACCCUCCACUCCGUAGGCCAAAACCACGAGACCCAGAUCCGCGACCGCGCACGCGUGUUACACACCAACGCCCAGGCCCUCUCGAAACAGGAAAACGAGCUGCAGGCCGCGACAGAGGGGUUGCGGAAACAGAAUGAUCAGUGGGCGAAAGUCGCGGAUCAGGCGCGGGAGGGGUUGAAGGAGAUCGGGGAUGUGCAGAAUUGGGCAGAGUUGAUUGAGAGGGAUUUAUUAGUUGUGGAGGAGGCGGUGCGGUUGGCGGAGGAGAAAGAGGAGAGAGUUGAGGAAGAGAGGGAGGGGCGGGGAGAUGGGGAGGGGAAUGGAGGGGUUGUUGGGAAUGGGCAUCUCAGGGAACAGGAAGGAGGUGAAGAUGGAGAUGGGAAGGAUAAGGGGAAAGGGAAGGGGAAAGGGUGGUUUUGGUGGUGA